Pezoporus flaviventris is the source of this 1314-nucleotide messenger RNA. RefSeq names its product galactokinase 1 (gene GALK1). Gene Ontology annotation, biological process: carbohydrate phosphorylation; galactose metabolic process. Bases 18 to 1199 code for a protein of 393 amino acids. Gene Ontology annotation, cellular component: cytosol; cytoplasm. Lineage: Eukaryota; Metazoa; Chordata; Aves; Psittaciformes; Psittacidae. The record is from RefSeq and is a predicted model, not a curated record. The transcript has 8 exons. Gene Ontology annotation, molecular function: galactokinase activity; ATP binding.
GGGGCGGCGGAGGGGCCAUGGCGGAGGCGGUGGCUGUGAGGGGGUCGGUUCCGUUGGUGGCGGCCGCCUGCCGGGCGCACGAAGCGGCUUUCGGGGGGCCGGCGUCGCUGGCGGCGUGGGCCCCCGGUCGGGUCAACCUCAUCGGUGAGCACACCGACUACAACGGCGGCUUCGUGCUGCCCAUGGCCCUGCAGCUGGGGACGGUGCUGGUGGGAUCCCCCAUGAAGGACAGGACCAUCUCCAUCCUCACCACCUCGGCAGAGGCAGACAAGCCACACUUGGUGCAGUUCCCAGCUCCCUGCCAAGGCAGCCCCCUGAGCCCAAGGCAGCCUCGCUGGGCCAACUACAUCCGGGGUGUCAUCCAGUACUAUCGGGGUGGUCCUGUGCCAGGCUUCAGUGCUGUGGUAGCCAGUGACAUACCCCUGGGCGGGGGCCUUUCCAGCUCAGCUGCGCUCGAGGUGGCUACUUACACCUUCCUCCAGCAGCUCUGCCCUGAUGAUGGUGAUUUGGUGGCCAAGGCGCUGGUGUGCCAGAAAGCAGAGCACACGUUUGCAGGCAUGCCCUGUGGGAUCAUGGACCAGUUCAUAUCUGUAAUGGGCAAGGAAGGCCACGCGCUGCUCAUUGACUGCAGGUCCCUGGAGACUGUCCCCGUCCCGCUGACUGAUGCCAGCCUGGCUGUGCUCAUCACCAACUCCAACGUGCGGCACACACUGACAGGCAGCGAGUAUCCCAUGCGCCGGCAGCAGUGCGAGGAGGCAGCAGCAGCGCUUGGCAAGACCAGCCUGCGAGAUGCCACCAUGGCUGACCUGGAAGCGGCCAGGAGCUGUCUGGGUGAGGAGGUGUACCGGCGGGCCAGGCAUGUCAUCAGUGAGAUAGCACGGACAGCACAAGCAGCACAAGCACUGCAGGACAGGGACUAUGGGAUGUUCGGGAGACUGAUGGUGGAGAGUCACAACUCCCUCAGGGAUGACUACGAAGUGAGCUGCCUGGAACUGGAUGAGCUGGUAGCAGCAGCCCUCGAGGUUGAUGGGGUUUAUGGCAGCAGGAUGACUGGGGGAGGCUUUGGAGGCUGCACGGUGACGCUGCUGGAGGCUGGGGCUGCAGAGAGAGCCCAGCGCCAUAUCCAGGAGAGCUACAGUGGCACAGCCACCUUCUACCUCACCAAACCCUCUGGAGGGGCAAAGAUGCUGCCUCUGUAGAGGAGCGACCACCUCGCCUGGGCUGGCAUCGCUGCAGCUGCUUUCCUGGCUUGCAAGGGAAUUCAUUUGUCUGUCUGCGUCAUUUGCCUAAUAAAUGCAGAACAUUUGCACAGUU